Panicum hallii is the source of this 1678-nucleotide messenger RNA. Its product is annotated as lichenase-2-like. The coding region runs from base 16 to 1533 and encodes 505 amino acids. Gene Ontology annotation, molecular function: hydrolase activity, hydrolyzing O-glycosyl compounds. NCBI's taxonomy places the organism in Eukaryota, Viridiplantae, Streptophyta, Magnoliopsida, Poales, Poaceae. The transcript is spliced from 3 exons. Gene Ontology annotation, biological process: carbohydrate metabolic process. The record is from RefSeq and is a predicted model, not a curated record. Gene Ontology annotation, cellular component: plasma membrane.
CGCACCCUUGUUGCAAUGCUCAAUAUGUGUUGCUCUAUCCGCUCCUCACCACUGCAGGGGAGAAUGGCACCGACUCGCCUCUUCUUCGUCGUCCUCGGCACCACAUUUCCUCUACUCUUCUUCUUCUCCCGUGCAGAUGCCGGCGAGGUGGGGGUGAGCUACGGCAGGUUGGGGAGCAACCUGCCGAGCACGGCGUCGGUGCUAAAGCUGCUGAAGCAGAGCGGCAUCACCACGGUGAGGCUGUACGACGCCAACUCAACGGUGCUCGAGGCCCUGGCCAACACCGGCAUCACGGUGAUGGUGAUGCUUCCCAAUGACCACCUCGCCGCCGCGGCCGCGGACCCGUCGAGCGCGCGCCGGUGGGUGCGCCGGAACGUGGCGGCGCACUACCCCGCCACGCGGAUCCACGGCGUGGCCGUGGGGAACGAGGUGUUCGAGGAGGCCAGCAACCUGACGCGGCAGCUGGUCCCGGCCAUGGCCAACGUGCACGCCGCGCUGGUGAGGCUGGGCCUGGAUGGGGCCGUGAAGGUGUCCACGCCGAUCGCGUUCACCGCGCUCCAGGCGUCGUGGCCGCCGUCCGCGGGCAGGUUCCGGGACGACAUCGCGCGGCCGGUGAUGAAGCCCAUGAUCGACUUCCUGGAGCGGACGGGGUCAUACCUCACCAUCAACGCCUACCCGUUCUUCGCGUACGUCGAGCAGCCCGACAAGAUCUCCCUCGACUACGCCCUGGGCAACUCCAAGGCCGGCGUGCGCGACCCCGUCACCGGCCUCGUGUACCACAGCCUCCUCGACGCCCAGCUCGACGCCACGUACUUCGCCAUGGAGAAGCUGGGGUCAUCGGCCAGUCCGCGGCAAGGAAACUCUCUGGGUCUGGGGGGACGACCCCGUGCGCGCGCGUACGUUUCGGAGAGCGGGUGGCCUUCCGGCGGGAGGCGCCGACCCGGGAGGCGUUUGGAGGAGGCUGGGGAUGGGGCUGGAGCCCCGGCGGCGACGAUCGCCAACGCCAAGGCGUACAACAACUACCUCAUCAACCGCGUGCUGUCCGGCGACACGGGCACCCCGUACCGGCCCGACGCCGACAUGGACGUGUACAUCUUCGCCCUCUUCAACGAGAACCAGAAGGGCUGCGGAGCGGACGACAUCGAGCAGCACUUCGGCCUGUUCUACCCGAACCAGACGAAGGUGUACGAGUUCGACUUCCGCGGCGGCGCGCUGCCGAGCUGGUGUGUGGCGAACGCGUCGGCGGGGGACGCGCGGCUGCAGGCGGCGCUGGACUACGCGUGCGGCCACGGCGCGGACUGCGGCGACAUCCACCCCGGCGCGCCGUGCUUCGAGCCCGACACCGUGGCCGCGCACGCCUCGCACGCGUUCAACAGCUACUACCAGCGCAGCGGCCGGGACAGGGCGGCGUGCGACUUCGCCGGCGCCGCCUCCGUCGUCCACCACGCGCCAAAGAUUGGAAACUGCGUGCUGCCGUCGAAGGCUUGGAUUCAAGAAGCAGCAGCGAAGUCUGAAGGAUAUGCUGCGAUCUGAUGUUCCGGUUUCCAGAAAAAGUUCAGUUGAACCUUUACCUUAGAAAACUAGAAAGAUGCAUGUUUACCUCGGCACCUGCGCAUCAGAUGCUUCUGCUUGCUUUUGCGUACUCUUGAUCAGUAUAGCUAGCCGGCAAUACCGCUCA